Molecule: messenger RNA, 2030 nt
Organism: Seminavis robusta
Lineage: Eukaryota; Bacillariophyta; Bacillariophyceae; Naviculales; Naviculaceae
Source: the annotation of a GenBank genome assembly
AAAAUCAUUCUUGCACGCACGUCAGCCUGAUUUAGUGGGAGUCCUCAAAAGAUCCGAUACAAGAGCCAGUGAAAUUUGGGGAAGCAUCAUUCGUGAGAAAGAAAGCGCCCCUGUUGAAGGUUAACCGAAGCUCACAAACCCAAAACUGAGAUACUCAGAGCAACAAAGUCAGUUUAAUAAGAUGACAACGACAAAAGUCUUUGUGGCGAUCGCCUCCGUGCUUGCCCUUUCGCUUCCAGCAUUGUCUCUAGAAGAAAACACUGAAGCACCAUUAUGGUUGGACGAAGAAAACAUUUCACCAGGAAAAGUCAUUUGCAGGGCAGGAUAUGUUAUGGACGCAUAUCGCAUUCAGGAUGGCUUUCUCGUGACCCGUCCGGAUGUCAAGGCUCUAGAGGGGCCGAAUCUCUACGCCGUAUCCAGCCUUGUCGACCUUCCCGAGGCAAUUAGUAGCACGUUUCACAUUCUUGAAGCCCCAGGAAACGCCGAGCCUCUGUUUCGUCCAGGCUGGGGAGUCACGGACAACCAGCCUUUGAUCGAUCUCGCACGAAGUGUUGGAGAUUGUGCAUCCUGUUCAGGAGGGUCUACUAGCGUGGGCUUUCGCGCUGAAGUGGAAGGUACAGUCGUCAGGACGAAUCCCCAAAUUCUUGAAAUCAACAAAGUUCGCCUUGCUGUUAGGGGUGAGGAGUGUGCAGCAUUCUACACGGAAUCUCCAUCAGCAUCUCCCACUCGUGCUCCCACUGGUACACCAACGAUUAGAGCGCCCACUCCGGCACCAACCACACGCCGCAGUCUGUCACCCUCUGGGGCUCCUUCACUAGCACCUACCAGAUCUCCCAGCUCUGCACCCAGUGCCACUCCAUCGCAAGCACCUAGCAUGACUCCAUCAACUGUACCAAGUUUUGCACCCAGUAGCAUGCCGAGUCUGAGGCCAAGUGCUGCCCCAUCGGGAGCUCCCGCGCCUAUCGAUUGUUCCGGAUACCAAAAGACGUUCCAAGUGCCAGAGUUGCCAGUCGUCAUCCACCACGUUGUCAACAUUGAUGAAGCAGACAGUUCCAUGUCGACUCUGUCAGCCCAAGUUGUCUACGAGGGUCAGGGAUGGCUUGGUUUUGGCAUUUCUCCCAAUGGCGGAAUGAACGGAUCCAAUGUCGUCAUUGGCACUGCUGGCUCAGGAGACAACUUGCUACUGAACCCGGGCAAAUACUAUCUCGGAGGUCACUCGGAAGAGUUUGUUUCCCUUAUCGACAAGCAAACUCUGUUGGACGAAAGUAUCACACAGAACGAGACACAUACGGUAUUGUCGUUUACAAAGUACCUGGAAGAGGAAGGCGAAGCCACAAUCAAUGGCAAUGGAACAAACCGGUUCGUGGUGGCAUAUGGUUUUGACAAUUUGUUUUCAUUCCAUGAGCAAAGAGCUAGCUUUGUCAUGACCUUGUCUCCUUGCAUACCGGAGGAAAUCGAACACAUUGUCAACGUAACAGCAAACUACACGGAAGAAGUCCCUUUCCCAGAAAUUGAAGACAUCGACAUCGACGGUGAAGAAAACCCCAACGCCAUUCCCUUUGAUGGCGAGAAUGACCCCGAGCUUGACAUUACUAUCCUCGGCGGCUCUGAACGACCAGACGAUGGCGAGAAUGAUCCCGAGCUUGACAUUACGACCGGCGGCUCUCAACAGCCAGGUGAUGGCGAGAAUGAACCCCCCGUGCUUGAACCUGGUUUCGAACAAGAUACUGAAGUCGCCGCCUCAAAAGUCGGGCGCAUCUCGAACAAGCAAGGGAGUGACGAUCAAAAACCGAAAGCCCCCGCUGAUGCUUACGCAGCGGCGGCGCAAUUCGAAGGUUCGGAUGAAGCAAGCUCUGCCAUGGUUACCAGAAUUUCAAUGGUAGUGGUUGGGCUCACAGGCAUGUUGAUCAUGUUGUAGCGAACAAGCUCUACUGCCUUGGGUUUUGGAUCUAGUUUGACAGUGGUGAACAAGGUUUCGUUUUAUCAUAUUCUAUUCUUCUGUAAGGUCUAUAAGUUUAUAUAUUAUCAUC